Alternaria alternata is the source of this 1135-nucleotide messenger RNA. RefSeq lists its product as hypothetical. Lineage: Eukaryota; Fungi; Ascomycota; Dothideomycetes; Pleosporales; Pleosporaceae. The record is from RefSeq and is a predicted model, not a curated record. Bases 1 to 1074 code for a protein of 357 amino acids. The transcript has 3 exons.
AUGGCCGAACUCUGCACCCAGGAUCGUCCCGCAACCGUCCCGCCGCUCUUCUGUACAGCACAGGUGCCACGUAGCAGCGACGCAGCCGGCCCUAAGCGCAAGAGCUCGUCGUCGUCGGACGAAAAGAAGAGACGGGACCGGCCGGCGGAUAACGCGCUUCAUGGAGAAGGAAGGCCAGUUGCCGCAGAAUACUCAGAGAAGCGCAGCUCGAAGGAAUCGAGCAGAAAGAGACGAUCUGGAGAUUCUACCCCGCGCUCGCCGCGCCGCGAAAGAGAAAGGGAGGAGCAUCGUCCGCGGUCGCAACACCACUACGAAGAUGCCCACCGCAAUCGCGAAAGGCACCGUUCUGUACCAGAUGUCGAGGUGCCGCAAAUGUAUCGACGUGCACCUGAACCAAGUAGUGUCAAUUCAUCUCAAGAGGCUCUGCUGAAUCCGCGACCCCAUCGAAGCCAACAUCAUAGGCGGCGGCACCCAAAACAAACGUCACAAAGCACUCUACGCGGGCGCGGGGCAAAGCGCGACCCUGUAAGACACUCCAAAUCCAAAAAGAACCUUCGACCCGAACCUUCUCGCGGAUGGUCACUCUUCGCGCCGUCCCCACCCAAGACACCGAAACGUGAACAUCGCAGCUACCAGACACUGGAGUCUUCACCCCGCAGCCAACGCUCAUCUCGACAACAUCGCUCUUCGACAACGACUACUUCUCAGACAAGCCCAGAGUCGCUGCGGUCAUCGGCGAACCGCCACCACCGAUCUCGUCAGCAUGAACAGUCAGCAUCUUCGUCGCGCCAAGCUCGCUCCCGCACACCAAAUACGGCGGCGCGUCGCGUGCCUGACAGACGCUUCGCCGUGCUCGCUGCUACCAAUCAGGCGCUUGAAGAGCUUCGACAGGAGGCUUUUGCGCAGUCGCCUCCGCCUCCGCGCCGGGAGAGGCUGCGACGGUAUGAAGGUGUUACUAUCCCGACUUCUCAGAUACCUUUUAAUUGGGAUUGCGUAAGCAGCUCGCAGACUUCAGCUGGACAGGGUCAUCGGAAUGGCGAGCCGAGUAGUCGGCAGAGACGGUCGCGUCGCUGAUGGGGAGUCCUGACUGAUCGUGCGUGAACAUGAUGUGUCGCGCAUUAUACAAGGCGGUCUG